Molecule: messenger RNA, 1461 nt
Organism: Microthlaspi erraticum
Lineage: Eukaryota; Viridiplantae; Streptophyta; Magnoliopsida; Brassicales; Brassicaceae
Source: the annotation of a GenBank genome assembly
AUGACUAGGAGGUCCAACAAGGACAACCUAGUUGAACAUCCAGACAUAGACAAGCUCGAGAAGUUGAUUAGGAAGCAAAAAGCCCAAGAGAUGGCCGACGAAGCAGCUCGCGCUCACGCCGCUGAAGUGGCGCGCGCCAAUGAAGAAGGACGAGAUCCGCCUCCUCCUCCUCCUAAUCCACAAGACCCUGCUGGAGAUGUGAAUGUGCAACCUCAAGCAGGAGUCCAAACAAUCGGAGAUUAUGACUCUGCCGAUGCUUUCUUCACGGAUAGAAACCCUAUCCAUCCACCACUUCCUGCAAGGAAUGACUAUGAGAUCAAGCCUCAGAUCAUAGCAUUGGUUAGACAGAACCAAUUCAAUGGCCUUCCAGCUGAGCAUCCUCUUGAUCACAUAGAAAACUUUGAAGAGAUUUGCAGCACUACUAGAUCCAAUGGAGUCUCAGCUGACUACUUGAAGUGCAAGCUCUUUUCAUUCUCUCUUGGCGACAAAGCUUCAAGAUGGUUGAAGUCUCUGCCAGCUCACUCCAUUACCACUUGGGAUGAGUACAAGGCCGCUUUCAUCAACCACUUCUACACCAAGCAAAGAUCAGUUUCUGUAAGGAACAAGAUCUCCAACUUUCGCCAAGCCAACAAUGAAUCUUUCUAUGAGGCGCUAGACCGAUUCAAGGAGUACAUUAGGGACUGCCCUAAUCAUGGUUUCAAUGAGGGAAACCUAUGGAACAUCUUCUAUCGUGGCAUAGACCACAAGUACAAGCUUUCAUUGGACACUGCAAGCAAUGGAAACUUCAUGACCAAGACUGUUGAUGAAGCUAAGGUUCUUAUUGAGAAUCUUGCAGCUAGUGAUUGUAACAACUGUCCUGAUUAUGACCGCUCAAGCCGCACCACUACUAGCUCCCCUGAUUCUUUUCAAAUGACUGAACUCAAGAACAUGAUGGCUCAAGUUCUUAAGGGACAGCUCAAGCAUAUCAAUGCAAUAGAAGGGAUGAGUGAUGCGAAUGAAGACCCAUCAAGAGAAUGCAUGGGAGAUUUCUCUAAUGAAGCCAAUGAAGAAGAUGUGAACUACAUUGGAAACUAUGGGAACAAGGGAUACAAUCCAAGCUAUCGCCCAAACCCCAACAUGUCUUAUAGGAACCUGAUGUCUUUUGGAGCAUUCUGGAGCAUAUGGGACAUGAGGAGCAUGGAGGGACUUGGCACAUGGAGCAGCUCAACUGGAUACGCAAAGGAAGAAGGGAGAAGCCAUCUUGAAGACCAGCUCGACCCCUACUCGACCAACCGGUCGAGUUCCUCAACUCGACCGGCCAAGCUUCAACUCGAUCGAGCUGAGAAGUCAACAGUCAAACCCGAAAAAUGUUGCUUCCCCCUUGACUUUCCUUUGACCCUAAACCUAAUCCUCUUUGUGUAUGCGAACUCGAUCGAGUCGGUCUACAGAGGACUUGGUCGAGCUAGACUUUACAACGGGUAG